Penicillium coprophilum is the source of this 2214-nucleotide messenger RNA. Its product is annotated as CCCH zinc finger and SMR domain protein. NCBI's taxonomy places the organism in Eukaryota, Fungi, Ascomycota, Eurotiomycetes, Eurotiales, Aspergillaceae. Gene Ontology annotation, molecular function: metal ion binding; RNA binding. Bases 1 to 2214 code for a protein of 737 amino acids. The transcript is spliced from 3 exons. Gene Ontology annotation, biological process: negative regulation of DNA-templated transcription. Gene Ontology annotation, cellular component: nucleus. The record is from RefSeq and is a predicted model, not a curated record.
AUGGUUUCCGACGAGCUUCUUGAGAAAUGUCUCCAGAUCCUGCAGGAUCAGGCACUGGAUGAGGAAGAACAAGCGGAGAAAGUGGAGGACUUCUUGCGCGCAAACACCUCCAUGGCAGGUACACCCUUGGAGAAUGCGGUAUUGGACAUCCUCUGGCGCCAUCGCAACCGAAACAUGCCAGAUGCUUCGCCUCCAGUCCGUCACACCGUGAUUCGCCGCUCAUCGCCUGCGCCAUGGCAAAUGGCUCGAUCAUCCACGCCGCUCUCCCCUCAUUCGACUUUAGGAACCAGCCCUGGGAGUAGCUCGUGGAUGCAAAGCUCCCGUGGGCCAUUCUCGCGGCCCCCACUAUCUUCUACUGUCUCUCCGUUUACCUCCCCACGCCCAUCGCCCCGGCUUGCCCUUGCCCAGCCUAUACCCCAUUCCCCAAAUCUAAACGCCUACGAGUUCUCGGAUCAGAGUCAAAUUUCUGACUUCUAUGGAGACUUUGGAGGUGAUAACAAUGUUGACUGGCUAGUCGCGGAUGAUGCCAACAGUACAACAUCGUCCGCGGGUGGUGUGAGCACCCCCGGGGCACUUAGCGCCACUGCGGUUGAAUUUGUUCCAGAUAUGAGCCCACAUGACAUACUGCGCACGGUACUGGGUGACAAGCGAUCAAACGAUGAAAUAGAAGCUGCAUUGGAGGCUAAUAGUUAUGACCUCGGUGCUACUAUUGCUUCGCUCUCGCAGGAUAUAGAAUCCGAGGCAAUUUCAAAACAACACGACGACGGUCGUGUUUUGGUUGGCAAGUCUAUGACAAUGGAGCAAGUACGCCCGGUCACGCCAUUGGGUAGCAGUCGCAGCCCUGUGGUCUGUAAGUACUGGCUGUCCACUGGACAAUGCCUUCGAGCGGACUGUCGUUUUAGUCAUGACCUAACCGCACAUGUGUGCAAGUAUUGGGUUAUGGGAAACUGUCUAGCCGGUGAUGGAUGUCCCUUCUCGCACGAUCCUUCGGCGCUUAUCGGCAAUCUCAGUGUCACGGAUGGUAGUCGACCAGCUUCGCCCUCCCCAUUCCAGGUGGACAGCGGUUCUGAUGCAUUUCCACCAUUGCAAGCGGCAGACAACGGCGACCAAUGGGCAACCCAGUACACGGGCCGAUACCCUGCCCAUCUUUCUGCUUAUCAAGCCAGCAAGUAUGCGCCUCCUGGCCUCCUUCCUGGAAUGAGCAAGAGAAAUGGAAGCGCAACUCAUCUCGGACGCCCAAGCUCCCGUCCAUCAAGCCGCCACCAGAACCGGGAGUUGAAUCCCGCUGCACCCUCUGUGGACGACCCAGAUGCCUUCCCAACUCUUGCUGCGGUCAAUGCCAAAAAUGCCGGCAAAAAGCAUCAUGGAAAACGGGGCGGUCAUAACAACCGCGAAACCAGCUUGAGCAAAGAAAGCGUCCCUUCAUCUCUGGCUGAUGUGGUUCGCAUGACCCCAUCUCCUGUCCCCGGAAAAACCAAAUCUGGCUCCAGAAAGGACGCGAAGGGUCGUGAAAACAGUGCGGCAGCUCAAUCUAUCCCACCCCCGCAAAAUAUUCCCUGGCUGGAGACAGGCACGCGGGCCAAUCAACAAUAUAUUAAAUACCGAACAGAGGCUAUUCGCCACGGCACUGUGCGAAACAAGUUCCUCCAAAGCGCUGCACAAGCAUGGAACCGCAAUGAUGCACGAGCUGCUAAAGCAUUGUCGUUGCGCGGCCAGGCCGAGAACGACGCGAUGCGCAGGUGUCAUCGGGAGGCUGCGCGCCAGCUUUAUGAAGAACGCAAUCAACAUUUGUCCCACAAGGGAUUGGAUGAAUCUUCAGAAGAGCUAUACGUUGACCUUCACGGUCUCCACCCAGAAGAGGCUAUCGAAUAUCUCGAGAAGAUCCUGCUCAAGCAUGCCCGAGAAGGCCUCCGGGUGGUAUAUGCCAUCACAGGCACUGGUCACCACUCGAAGAAUGGCAAAGAUAAGAUCGGCAAGGCCGUCAAGGCAUGGUUGAACGAGUGGCGGUAUUUGUUCCGGGAAUUCAGUGUACCUGGUGAGCGAGGCGGUUAUGUCGGAGGGAUUCUCGGCAUUGAUCCGACCAGUUAUGACAAGUCAGUAGCCAAGGAGUUGGCUAGUGAAUUGAUGGAGGCCAACGCUGGCGGAGAGCCUCCGAUCCUGACUAUGGGCAAAAUCCAUUUACUCAAGCGUGAAGAAAUAGAGCAAGAUCAAUGA